Paramecium tetraurelia is the source of this 983-nucleotide messenger RNA. RefSeq lists its product as uncharacterized. The transcript has 6 exons. Lineage: Eukaryota; Ciliophora; Oligohymenophorea; Peniculida; Parameciidae. Gene Ontology annotation, molecular function: palmitoyltransferase activity. The record is from RefSeq and is a predicted model, not a curated record.
AUGAUUAAGAAGUACCUUAAUAAAUUUUUCAUUUACUUCAUUUGUUUUUCAAUAGUUAGUUUGGAUAGAUUUGAUUGGAAGUUCGAAUUAUAGAAUUCCUUACUUGCUUCUAUUUACAAUACUAACAGCUUUAUUGGGGUGGAGCUUAUUUAAAACUAUUUCCCUAACAUUGGGGAUUUUUCCUUGAAUGACCCUGAAUAAAAAAAAAGAAAAUUUUGUUUAGUUUGUCAUAUUUUCAAACCUGAAAGAUGCCAUCAUUGUUCAGCAUGCAAUCGAUGUGUGUUAAAUAUGGAUCACCAUUGUCCUUGGAUAAAUAAUUGUGUCGGAUUUUAAAACAGAAAAUUUUUUAUGCAAAUGUUAUUUUAUGUUAUCCUUGAUUCUUAUUGCGCUGUAAUUGGUUUAGGGUAUGGAAUAUAUGUGGAAUUUGAAAAUAUAAUGCUUUUCGUAAAGUCAGAAGGAGAUCUGCAUUUUAUUGAUGGGCUUUUAUUAUUAUGUGCCUUUGGAAUUAGUUGUUUAGCAUCAUGUUUAAUAACUAUGUUUUUUAAAUUUCAUUUAGAAUUGGUAUUAAGUAAUAGAACCACAAUAGAAAACUUAGAAAAGAAAAGAAAUGAAGAGACAGGAUAGCAAAAUGAUGAUUUUAAUUAAUAUGAUUUAAAGCCAUAUUAUAAUUGGGUACAAGUAUUUGGAAUGAGUAAAUUGUCAUGGUUCCUGCCAAUAUAAAUGGAAGGAGGAAGACCAGUAGGUGAUGGAAUAUUGUGGCCUAAAAAUCAUCAUAAUGAAAGUUUGUUACUUAAAGAUCAUGCAUCCAUUCCAAUUUAUAACGGGAAUGGUGACAAUAUUUAAAUGCAAUAAUAUAAUAAUCAAUUAUUGCAUAGCAACAAUUAAUAAUUCAGAUCAUCGUCAACUCAACACCAAUGAUCCAAAUUAAUGAAUUAAUUAUUAUUGUUUUAAAUUAUAUUAGGAAAAUUAUUUACAAAAAACAA